AUGCAUCCAGCAUCCACUGACGAUGACACUAACCCAUCUAUGAGGAGCUAUGGAGACUAUCUAAAACCAAAUGUAGCAUUGAAAGCUAUGAAUGCAGGGAGGGGUCAGAAUUUGGUGGCAGCAACAAGAAUGGGAAACUUUGGCAGAUUGGGAGAUGAUUUUGCAUUUAUGAUGGGUCGUGAAGAUUAUCAAGGAAAUGGUACUGGUUUUGUAGGAUUAGGAGGUCAUGAAUUUAAUGGGAUGCCUACUUAUGAACAGAAGUAUCUACCAUCCAUCAUUAUGACCAACAAGCAGCAAAGGUACCGCUACAGUCAUCCAGCCACAGAGAUCUCAAACGGCAUCUGUUUCAAGGACUUAACAGAAAAUGAGAAAGUUCAUGGGAUCUCAAUCAGAACAAAAUGA
This is a messenger RNA of Dovyalis caffra, 402 nucleotides long. NCBI's taxonomy places the organism in Eukaryota, Viridiplantae, Streptophyta, Magnoliopsida, Malpighiales, Salicaceae. The record is from the annotation of a GenBank genome assembly.